AUGGCCCUGAGUCCUCGAGCAGCAACAGACCGUAUUUCGUCCCACUGCCCAGGAGCCCUGGAGUGGCUGAGCAGAGCCCUGUGGCAGGCGGCGGACAGGGCUGCCAGGCGGCCCGUGGCUGCCGGGCGUUCGGAGGCCCAGAAGCUCCUAAGGCUGGCGCAUCCCGAGCGCCGGAGGCUGGCAGCUGCAGUUGGGUUUCUGACGGUGUCCAGUGUCAUCACCAUGUCCGCCCCCUUCUUCCUGGGGAAGAUAAUCGACGUCAUUUACACAAACCCCUCUGCGGACUACAGCUCCAGCCUGACCCGCCUCUGCCUGGCGCUCGGCGGCGUGUUCCUGUGCGGUGCCGCGGCCAACGCCGUCCGCGUCUACCUCAUGCAGACGUCAGGUCAGCGCAUCGUGAACAGGUUGAGAGCUUCGCUCUUUUCCUCGGUUCUGAGGCAGGAGGUCGCUUUCUUUGACAAGACGCGCACCGGAGAGCUGAUCAACCGCCUGUCCUCGGACGCGGCCCUGCUGGGGCGGUCGGUGACCGAGAACCUCUCGGACGGGCUCAGGGCCGGAGCCCAGGCUUCCAUUGGCGUUGGCAUGAUGUUUUUUGUCUCCCCUAAUCUGGCCACUUUUGUUUUGAGUGUGGUGCCUCCAAUAUCCAUCCUUGCUGUGCUUUAUGGCCGAUACCUACGGAAACUGACCAAAGUCACUCAGGACUCCCUGGCACAAGCCACUCAGCUAGCUGAGGAACGUAUUGGAAAUAUAAGAACUGUUCGAGCUUUUGGGAAAGAGAUGACUGAGAUAGAGAAAUACACCAGCAAAGUGGACCAUGUGAUGCAGUUAGCAAGGAAAGAGGCAUUUGCUCGGGCUGGUUUCUUUGGAGCAACCGGGCUCUCUGGGAACCUGAUCGUGCUUUCUGUCCUGUACAAAGGAGGACUGCUGAUGGGCAGUGCCCACAUGACAGUGGGUGAACUCUCUUCCUUCCUAAUGUAUGCUUUCUGGGUUGGAUUAAGCAUUGGAGGUCUGAGCUCCUUCUACUCAGAGCUGAUGAAGGGCCUGGGUGCCGGGGGCCGCCUCUGGGAGCUCCUCGAGAGAGAACCAGAGCUUCCUUUCAAUGAGGGGGCCAUUUUAAACGAGAAGAGCUUCCAGGGUGCUUUGGAGUUCAAGAACGUGCGUUUCGCCUAUCCAGCUCGCCCAGAGGUGCCCAUAUUCCAGGAUUUCAGCCUUUCUAUCCCAGCAGGAUCCAUCACAGCGCUGGUUGGCCCAAGUGGUUCUGGCAAAUCAACAGUGAUUUCUCUCCUGCUGAGGUUGUACGACGCCAGCGCUGGAACGAUCAGUCUUGAUGGCCGUGACAUCCGUCAGCUAAAUCCGGUCUGGCUGAGAUCCAAGAUUGGGACAGUGAGUCAGGAACCAAUUUUGUUUUCUUGCUCAAUUGCGGAGAACAUUGCCUAUGGUGCAGACGACCCUUCCUCGGUGACGGCCGAGCAGGUAGAGAAAGUGGCUGGUGUAGCCAAUGCAGCUGCUUUCAUCCGACAUUUCCCUCAAGGGUUCAACACUGUGGUCGGAGAAAAGGGCGUUCUCCUCUCAGGUGGGCAGAAACAGCGAAUUGCAAUUGCCCGUGCUCUGCUUAAGAAUCCCAGAAUUCUUCUCCUAGAUGAAGCAACCAGUGCACUGGAUGCUGAAAACGAGUACCUCGUUCAGCAAGCUCUGGAUCGACUGAUGGAAGGAAGGACGGUGUUCAUCAUCGCCCAUCGUCUGUCCACCAUUAAGAAUGCCAACAUGGUAGCUGUCCUUGACCGGGGGAAGAUCACCGAGUGUGGAAAACACGAAGAACUGCUUUCGAAACCAGACGGGAUAUACAGGAAAUUAAUGAAUAAACAGAGUUUUAUUUCAGCAUAA
Molecule: messenger RNA, 1884 nt
Organism: Lipotes vexillifer (Yangtze River dolphin)
Lineage: Eukaryota; Metazoa; Chordata; Mammalia; Artiodactyla; Lipotidae
Gene: ABCB10
Product: ATP binding cassette subfamily B member 10
Exons: 14
Coding region: 1-1884 (627 amino acids)
Biological process (GO): oligopeptide export from mitochondrion
Cellular component (GO): mitochondrial inner membrane
Molecular function (GO): ABC-type oligopeptide transporter activity; ATP binding; ATP hydrolysis activity
Source: RefSeq, a predicted model, not a curated record